UCUAAUUUCUUGCUCAGGCCUAAGGCUUUACUUCCAAUCUUCCAGUUUGGGGUUCCUGGACUGGACAGGGCACAAGCCCUGCUUCCUUUUCCAAAACCCUCUCUCCUAAUCCUCUCUUGAGUCAUCAUGUCUACCAGCAACUAUAGCUUCAAGAACCGGUGUGUAUCUAUCCUGUGCUGCAAAUUCUGUAAGCAAGUGCUCAGCUCUAGGGGAAUGAAGGCUGUCUUGCUGGCAGACACUGAGAUAGAUCUUUAUUCUACAGACAUUCCUCCAACCAAUGCUGUGGACUUCAUUGGAACCUGUUAUUUUACUGAAAUCUGCCAGUGCAAACUGAAGGACAUUGCCUGUUUAAAAUGUGGGAACAUUGUAGGUUACCAUGUGAUCGUUCCAUGCAAACCCUGCCUUCUUUCCUGCAACAAUGGGCAUUUCUGGAUGUUUCAUAGUCAAGCAGUUUUUGGUAUCAACCGGUUAGACUCCACUGGUGUAAAUCUGCUACUUUGGGGCAACUUGCCAGAAGCAGAAGAAAGUACAGAUGAAGACACAUUAGACAUUUUCGAGGAGGAAUGUAUCAGAUGAAUGGAAACAGUGAUGUGUAUAUUGUAUUAGAAAUCGUUUUCUUAUUUAAAAAAAGAAACAAACCCAAAACAUAUAUUAAUGAAUGGACUUUAAAACUGUAAAUAAACAGACCAAAGGAUUUAUAGACAGUUUUUUUUUUCAGAAAAGAUUAUAUACUCAUUGAUUUACUCAACAGCUACCUUAGUUUGAUUUGUUUCUGCAGAUUUUUUCAUAUGCAUUCUUAGAUUCCUGUAGGAGUUAAUUCUCUAUCUCUUUCAAGUGUCAUUGUGCUCUCUCAUCUCCUAAUCUAAGGAGAUUUUGAUGCCAAAUAAUUUUAAUUUUAAAUUGCUAGGACAAGUACAGUGGUACUGAAAGAUAUUCCAAGUCUUAACAGGUGAUAAUAAAGCACGCUGUCAGGUUUUCAUAGGUAUUAACUGUCACAUUUUCUUCUAGUGAAGAAUCUCUCUGCUCCAGAGCAAGACUUCUUAUGUUCAUAAGUAAAUGAAAACUUGCUCCAUGUGGCAACAUUCUCAGGAGGAAAAAUCUUGAUGCCUUGCAAAGAAAUUCAGUUAACUGGGUUUGUUUAAGGGGUUUCAAUACCUCCUGUUUUCAAAUGUUGUAUAUCUGCUUCAUCAGAAGCCAUUACAAAUCCUGGUUUAUGAUUGCUUCUGUCCACUUCUUUCCCCUUCCCUUGCCAUCCUCUCUAAAUGGUCAAUUUCAGUAUCUAGGUGGAUAAUUUUACUCUUCAAGUCACACAAAGAAGGGAAAACUAAGAAGUGAUUUGCCUGUCCCUUAAUAAAUUGCACAUGUUUAGAGUCACACAGAACUAAAAAGUAACGAAACUUUUGGAUUUUUGUUGUAAGUAAAGUUAAUGUUUGUCAUACCUUUGUAAAUAUCUCCUUGGGAAGCUUUAAAAUGUUUUAUUGUUGCCUUUUGUUAUUUUGUCACAGUCAUUUUCAGGUAUCCACCCUUCCAUGAACCAGUGAGCCCCUCAUUGUAACAAAGAAAAAGAGUUAAGCAACACAACUUAGACACUGUGUCAGACAGUAUGUAACAUAUUCAUAAUCCCUCUCCCUUUCUCUCUACUGAAAGAAGGGUGUUGCCCUUCUUCUCUUCUUUGGAGCCAAGAUUUGUCAUUACAGUUACUCAGGAUUCACCUUCAUGUUAAUGUUCUUUCCCUUUUAUUGUUUACAUUAUUGUACAUUUAGUGUCAUUUACCUUAUUGUAUUUAUUAUGUAUAUUGUUUUCUUCUGCUUACUUCAGUCUGCAUCAGGUCAUACAAGUUUGGCACGGGAGACACUUUGGCAAUUGAAAUUCCAAGACAGACUGAAUUACGGAUUUGCAAAUAAAUACUGUUCUAUUGUUGUAUGCUAACAUCCUUUUUUUUAAAAAGGAACAAAAACUUGUCCUUUCUCCUGGAGCUGCACAAAUAAUAGAAUGCAAGAGGUAGUAUUCUUAACUAUCUAUCCAGCACACAUUGGAACUUAUCCUGGAUGAGGACAUGUGACUUCAAUUCUCAAUU
Messenger RNA from Dromiciops gliroides (monito del monte), 2077 nucleotides. It is a transcript of the gene RUMY1, whose product is annotated as family with sequence similarity 72 member A. The coding region runs from base 127 to 576 and encodes 149 amino acids. Gene Ontology annotation, cellular component: cytosol. The transcript has 4 exons. NCBI's taxonomy places the organism in Eukaryota, Metazoa, Chordata, Mammalia, Microbiotheria, Microbiotheriidae. The record is from RefSeq and is a predicted model, not a curated record.